GGAAGCAGCAGACUUGAUUUGCAUAUACCGUACGCUGUUUUGCCGUCGCAUCGCUUAAUAAGAAAACUGGAAAACAAGGAUAUGUUCUUGCGACUUUUGUUGGAAAUGGAAUUUUUGUACGGUGCAGAAAAGAGGCUACCAGCGCAUAUUACGGAUGGGAACUGGAUGAAAUAUAUGCAAAUGCCGAGCAUCAUCGAACGAUGCUGCUAUCUCUGCCAGCUUUAUGAGAGCAGAAAGGAACUGGAAGAAAACGAUGAGCAAAAGAUCUUACGGGCUAAAGAAAGCACUGGCGCCAAAAAACCCGCUCUAAACACACUUCAUUAUUUUGAAAGGGAGCAGUUCAGGAGAUUAACAUAUGAGAUGUUUGGAAGUCGAUUAUUAGCUCGAUGGCGUUGUAAUGAUUCAGUUCCUCCACUGCUUGUUGAUUGUAGAUACUUGUCGAAUUUAAAUUUCACGACACAAACAAAUAUUAUCAAGCAAAUUAAAGAUCUUGUACUCGAGAACAGUUUGCAGCGAAAUCCAUUUCCUAUUGUUUUCGUAAACUAUCACUCCACCAGUGACAUUGCUCUGGGAAUCGUGAAUUCAUGGCUCCGAAAGAGAUGCUUGCCGAAAUAUCGCCAGCUUAUUGUUGAUAAAAACGAUGAUUCACAACAGCAGCAGCAGAUUAACCAUAGCGUUGAAGGUGAGGAAAGCCAGCAGCGCGAUUCGGCUCCUUUUGUUCCUGUUGUUACAACUGCAACAUUUUGGAUAUUUUCAGAGCAGAUCGCUUACAUCAAUCCGAAAAGCGAACACUAUCUACCCGGCCCACUACAGCAGUAUAAAGCGUUUGUGUUUUGCGCAACUCCGGAUACCAACUACUUAAAUUCUUCGUUCAAAGCUGCUCGUGCAGAGAAGUUGAACUCCUUUCGGUUGCCUAUCAGUCAGUUUGUAAAUUUGGGUAAAACACCGGUAACAAUGCCAUUGAGGAUAACAGCAAAUAUAAUCCGUGAUGUUUAUGCGAGUGAUGUGCAAUGGAGAGAAGCAUUCCAGAAGCAUAUACCUUAUUUCGAUGUUGUGGCCACCGAUGUGUACCGCAGUCAUGAGAAUGACAAAAAUAACCUCCAGAAUUAG
Messenger RNA from Gongylonema pulchrum, 1110 nucleotides. Lineage: Eukaryota; Metazoa; Nematoda; Chromadorea; Rhabditida; Gongylonematidae. The record is from the annotation of a GenBank genome assembly.